Bactrocera dorsalis (oriental fruit fly) is the source of this 2884-nucleotide messenger RNA. Its product is annotated as potassium channel subfamily K member 1. Lineage: Eukaryota; Metazoa; Arthropoda; Insecta; Diptera; Tephritidae. Gene Ontology annotation, biological process: stabilization of membrane potential; potassium ion transmembrane transport. Bases 457 to 1893 code for a protein of 478 amino acids. Gene Ontology annotation, cellular component: membrane. The transcript is spliced from 5 exons. The record is from RefSeq and is a predicted model, not a curated record. Gene Ontology annotation, molecular function: potassium ion leak channel activity.
GAAUUCAGUUGAUGAGUGAACGACUGCUGAGCUUGAUUAACAAGCAGAUCGCAAGUUAAGAAUCACAAUUUAAAAGUGGUGAACGCAUAUACAAACAUAUAUAUAGGGCGCAUGGCGUUUUCCAACAAUGCAAAUCAUUUUUCAUGAAAACUGCGCGAACGUGUGUAAAUCGAAUUUUUGAAAGAAGUGACAUUGAUGUGAUUUUGCGCAACGGUAAAACAUAAAUCGCACCCACUGCUGUCAAGUAAUGUGUAACUAACUAAACUCACUUACUUAGACGAAGGAGCACACUUCACAGCACUUCUGCAAAUACGCUUAUGAGCGAAGGUAGUGUAGGAAAAAAGAGCGCGUCAAUAAAGUGUUAAAUCGUUUAAGUACUGUUUAUAUUGGCGUGGCACGUGCUUUCACUGCUUUACCUAGUGUCUCGCACCGCGCCGCGCAGCACAUGAAUGUGUGAUGUUGCCUACGACAGCAUUUCGCCGCCGCAAUGGCUACGAGGAUCUGGACAAGUACAAUCAAUCAUUAGAGGAAUAUCUGCCGAACGUCCUUGUGCGCGCUGAGGGUCAAACAACAUGGGCAGCGACGCCAACGCAGUUUGGUCAACAAAAGCAGCAAACUAAUCGCAUAUUCUCAAUCUCAGAUACGGCAUUAAAUGUAACGCCACCGAAAAAUGCCAACACGCUGCCAGCACCUUUAAGCAGCCUGUCCCAACAGCAAUCAACGUCGCAUGCUUCACACAAUCAAUCUACGCUCAGUCUCAAUAAUGGCAUUAGCCUUGGCUCCAUCGUGUUGUUGCCAGGUCCCUCACGUACGCAAAGUUAUGCCAACCUGAACCACGAGUCCUAUGCUACUAUGUAUGGUGGUGGAGUUGCCAAAAAGUGCGGUAACUUCUAUAUGCGCAAGGAAAAUAUGCGUUUACUUUGCUUCGCACUCUUUUAUUGUGUGUACUUAGCAAUCGGUAGUGUUUGCUUUCAAAUUGCCGAAACGCCGAUGGAGGAGUCAUUGCGUAGCGCUGUGCGUCAACAACGCAACGAAUUCCUGCUGAAGUAUCCACAAAUAUUGGAUGAAGACCUCGAAGAGUUUCUCAAAGCCGUGAUAACAGCCAACGAUCGAGGCAUAUCACCGUUACGCAAUGCAACAAAUGAAAUGAACUGGAGCUUUGGUCAGGCAUUCUUCUUUUCAAGCACCGUGAUAACAACAAUCGGAUAUGGCCAUGUAACGCCACUUAGCCAAACGGGGAAAAUAUUUUGCAUAAUUUAUGCGGCCAUUGGUAUACCACUCACGUUGGUGCUAUUGAGUGCGAUGGUGGAGCGGCUGUUGGUGCCUGCCAGCUGGUUGUUGGGCACUUUGAAUUCAAAAUUGGGUCAUCUCUAUCAGCCCUUCAAUAUACGACUACUGCAUCUAAGCAUUGUGGCUACGCUUGUUAUCGUCUUAUUCUUUGCAAUACCAACCGCAGUUUUUGCUUAUAUUGAACCAGCCUGGGGUGCUUUGGACGCUUUCUACUAUUGUUUCAUCUCAUUGACAACUAUUGGCUUAGGUGAUUAUAUACCUGGCGAGGGUGUGACCAUUGGCAAUCGUUCCAUGUACAAAAUAUUUAUAAGCGGUUAUUUGAUUUGUGGUCUCAUUGCAAUGAUGUUUGUGCUGACGAUCUUCUAUGAUAUACCGCAACUCAAUCUGGGUCAACUGUUCACUGAAAGCACAAAUGGUGAAACGGAAAAGUUGCGCCUAUCCGGCAACAAUACAACCUGCUAUUCUGGCCCAUCCGGUCUGUAUAUGCCACAGCGUGAUGAGGAUACUAGGCGUGCCGUAGUUCGCAUACGUCCACACGGCGACGAUUCACCCAGUCCCGACGAAGCACCAUCUUCGCUCAAUAGCGACAUAAGAGUGCCAUAAGCAGAGACUAGGAGCGGCAUUUGCCGGAUGAAUUGAAGGUGAAGAUGGCGUUGUUGGAGCAACUACUGCGUACAUGUACGUAUAUAUCGUUGGCAAAACACUUGGCAUAUCCUCGAAACAACAUAAAAUAAUCCAAAACCGUACUCGUAUCAUGCACUCAAGUAACCUCUCUACAAAAGUACAUACAUACAUAUGUAUGCAGUUUUAAGGUAAAUAAGGGAGUAAACAUGCCCGUUACCAAGCUUAUGCCAGCGGGCCGGUUACAAAAAUUCUAUCAAUUGCCACUUUAAUUAAUUUUUGUUAUUUUUGAUUUAAACAAAAAAAGCAUAAACAAAGACAAAUCUUUUGAAUGUACAAAACGAACAGCAUACAAUACAAAAAAUACCUAUUUAAACUGCUCUACUCAAAAACUAUACUAUUUUAAGCAUUAAGAAAAAACAACAUAGAAAAACUAUCAACUUCUUGGCAAAUGUCAUGAAACAUUGUAAAAAUACUGUAAAGCUAUCAAAACAAAAAAGGAAAGUGUUGAAUGUUGCAUUACUAGAGGGUAAUGUAAGGUGCAAUUAGUUGCAGGUCUAUUUAUUAUUUCUAACGGUAGUUUGUAGUUGUGAAAAAUUAUAAACACACAUAUGUAUAUCAAUUUAUCAUAAGUAUGUGCACUAUAGCAGACUGUGAGAGCAAGCUUAAAUGGCGAUCCUAUACAUGUAUCCUAGGGUGCUUAAAAUUUUUUUUUUUUUUUUGAUUUUGUUUUCAACUCUUCCCCCUCAAAUGUUAGUGAUUGACAAACAAAAAAUCCUCUCUAAAGCUAGGCGCUGUAGCUCUAAGGAGUCGCUAUUUUUUUUUAGGUUCGUAUACAUUUUACAUAGGAACUUUCAUUUUUUCAUUCAGACUAAAUUUUCACCAACUAAUUUUCGUUUCUCAAAAAUAACCAUCACAUAUGCAGAAAGUUCGCUUUUCAAACUAUAAAAAUUUCUGCGACAAAGUUUAUUAU